AUGCCUCCCAGAAAAGGAGGAACUAAUUUAUCCAAACAAGGACAAAUUUAUGUUAAUGGUGAAAAUGUAAAUCGAGGUCAAACAGCAGUAGCUGAUGUUGGAGGAACAAUGGCGAUGAGUCAUAUUCCGAGAACAAAGGCCUCUGCUACAACAAAGACUUCUUCAGGAACAAAGGCUGGCCUGAUAAAGCAAUCAAAUUUUAGCAUUGCUCCUCUAAUUCUAGAGGGUGUUAAGCUACAUAAAUUACAAUUAAAUGAUGUUAUCAAACAGCAUUUAAAGGACUUACGAAUAUCUGAUAUUCAGCUAAGUCGAUCAGGUCACUUUACAAUAUAUGCAGCUGAUGUUAGCUCGUUUAAUCGUCUAUUAAAUGAGUUAACACCAAUACUUGCAACAAAUGGACAGGCUACAGCUAAAAUAUAUGUGCCCCGAUCCAUUCAACGUAUUAAAGAUACGGAAAAAGUCGCAUUUGUUAAAAAUGUCGACAUAGAAAUUCCUGAAGGUCGAAUAACUGAAGCAUUAAAGGACGUUGGACUUGAUGCUAUUGAUGUUGUUCGACUAAUGAAUAAAACUAAAAAUGUUCCUACUAGAACGAUCAAGAUUACAUUUAGUGAUCCACAUAAUCGAAAUACAUUCGUCCAUACUGGUUUACAAGUGGACUCAAUGCAUUUCAUAGCUGAAGCAGCAAAUCAAAACACCAAACCUGUACAAUGCUUUAUAUGUCUGCAAUACAAUCAUGUGGCAAAAUACUGCAAAACGAAACAGCAGAUAUGUGCUAGAUGUGGUGAAACUCAUCGCAUUGAACAAUGUACUGCUGCUAGUGAUUUAAUAAAAUGCUGCAAUUGUAAAGGAAGUCAUAUAGCAACAUCAAAUGAAUGUGCAACUUAUAAGGAACAGGAGAAACGAAUUAAAAAUUUAGUUAAUCAAUAUUCAUCUCCGAAUACACCAACAACAUCAGCUCCAGCCAUUCAUGACUUAAACGAAUUUCCAUUGCUACCAAACCUCUUACAACGUCAACAAGAACACAUUCAUAAUGAAUUAUUCGAUGAAAUUAUUAAUGUAUUAAGCAGCAAAAUGGAAAAGAUUAUCGAAGAAACAACCAGCCGACUAUUCUAG
Molecule: messenger RNA, 1113 nt
Organism: Rotaria sp. Silwood1
Lineage: Eukaryota; Metazoa; Rotifera; Eurotatoria; Philodinida; Philodinidae
Source: the annotation of a GenBank genome assembly